GUGGAGGUUGUUGAGGAGGAGAAGCGAGCGCUUGAGGCCAAACUCCGGAUGAUGAAUGAUUUACGGCGUGAAUUGAGCGAAGAACAACUAAAAAGACAAAUAUUGGAAAGCGAAAGGGAGUCAUGGACCUCGUAUCUUGAGAGCCAGGCUUCUGGCGAGGACGAUUUCCAAUUCCAGUCUCCGGAGGAUUUGGCUAGAGCGUUUAUCAAAGAGCGUCUGGAGGCCGCGUCGCUACUCGAUCAACUUGGAGCAGUAAAGCCGGAGCUCACAGUCAAGGAUGACAUCAUCAAGGCAUUGGAAGAUGAGAAGAGCAAGCUGCGGGAGGAAUUGGAAAAGGUAAAAUCCGGCAGUGGCGCUAUCGACACCAAGGUGCGCACUCGAUUGGAGCGCCAGCGCACUCUGGCCGUGAAGGAGGUGGAGUAUCUGCGCGCACAAAUCAAGACCUUCGAUGCCGAGGAAAACGAAUUCCAGCCCGAGUCUUUUGAUCAACAAAAGACCCAGCGGAUCCAAGAGCUGGAGGAACUUGUUGACAACUAUCGUAAGGAGCUUCAAACUUUGCACGCGGAUCUCUCGGCCGCGGAGGAACUCGCACAAAGACAAGGACAUGAGCCCAUCACCGGCAACAAGCGUCCCCUUGAUGCUGAAGAUGACGAGCGUCUCGGCGAACUGCGCCGCAAGAACCGCCAUCUCCAAGAUGAAGUAGCCAAGUUGCAAACGAGCAAGAAACUGCUCGAAACCGAGCUCAAGGCGCACGAAAAGCAACUCGCAUCACUCAAAGCCAGCUCACGCACGCGGGUCCUCGAGCUCCGUUCCAAUCCGACCGCCGAUGCCGAGGCCCUCAAGCUCAGCACCGUGCGGACGCUGCGGGAGGAAAACAAGGCACUGCUAGCACAGCUAGAAGAGCGCCUAACCGCAGAGGACGCGACAGUGCCAGCCUCCAGCCUCGAAGCGGCGCGCGACGAAAUCGAAGAGCUCAACCACACCAUCGCGGAAAAAGAAAAGCGCAUGCUCCGGCUCAAGCAGAUCUGGACGGCCAAGUCGCUCGAGUUCCGCGAAGCGGUGGCUUCGGUGCUGGGCUGGAAGCUAGACUUUAUGCCGAACGGGCGGGUGCGCGUCACCAGCAUGUUCUAUCCGGGCGACGAGGAGGACGGCGGCAACAGUAUCGUCUUCGACGGCGAGAACGGCACCAUGAAGGUCAGUGGCGGGCCGCAGAGCGUCUUUGCGGGCGAGAUCAGGCCGCAGAUAGAGUUUUGGGUCGAGGGCCGCAAGGAAAUUCCGUGCUUUUUGGCGCAGCUGACGUUGGAUUUUUGGGAGGCGACGAGGGCGGUGGGGUAGUUGGUUGGCGGGGUGUCGGCUUGAGAAGGUGGAGUAGGGACGUUUGCCGGGAUGGCGUUGUUUUCCAUUCGACUACGUCAUGUAUCAAGGCACGCUUUUGCGGUGCAGGACCGGUGAGGAGAUAUGUUCACGACGUAGUAUUGGAGCUUGGGAUGGGAUGGUAUGGUUGGGUGUAUCAACAGUAAUGAGGCGACGGGAAUAGAGAAGCCUGGCACACGUUGAUUUACACAACGUAAUCAAAAAAAAAAAAAAAAAAAAAAAAAAAAAAAAAAAAAAAAAA
Messenger RNA from Aplosporella prunicola CBS 121167, 1615 nucleotides. RefSeq lists its product as uncharacterized. The record is from RefSeq and is a predicted model, not a curated record. The coding region runs from base 52 to 1335 and encodes 427 amino acids. Gene Ontology annotation, biological process: mitotic spindle assembly checkpoint signaling; attachment of mitotic spindle microtubules to kinetochore. Gene Ontology annotation, cellular component: mitotic spindle; kinetochore; nuclear envelope. The transcript has a single exon. Lineage: Eukaryota; Fungi; Ascomycota; Dothideomycetes; Botryosphaeriales; Aplosporellaceae.